AUGACGGCGCCGAGACCUCCCUCUCGGCGAUUACGAUCGCUGCGAUACUCAUCGGAGAAGAUGGAAGGUACCGGAAGCUGGGACGUGCUUGAAUGGACUAAAUUCGAUCCAGCUUCAUGGUCAGGCUCGUUUUCGAACUUGGAUUGCUUGCUGGAAUCUGAGAGGGUCAUCUUCGAUGGUUGUGGAGCUAUCCUUAUUAACACCGGUGAAGCGGGGACCCUGUUGCUAACAAAUUUCCGUACUCUGUUCUUGAGUGAAGGAAGCAGAAAGGUUGUUCCACUUGGUACAAUUCCACUGGUAACUAUCGAGAAGUUUAACAAAAUGGUGCUGAAAGUUCAAUCAAACAGACAAGACUCCAACAAGAAUCCACCAAAACGUCUUUUACAGGUCACUGGCAAAGACAUGAGAAUAAUUGUCUAUGGUUUUCGCCCUGGAACCAAGCAGAGACGUGCUGUAGUUGAUGCACUAUUGAAUUGUAGCAAGCCAGAGAGAGUAUGGGAUCUUUAUGCUUUUACAUGUGGGGUUUCCAAAUUCGGUAACACAAACCCAAAGGAAAGAUUGCUUAACGAAUAUUUUCGGCUCCUCGGAAAAAGUUCAUUGCAAGCUUCAAUGAAUAUGAUUGAUGACGGUUCAUUCGCACUGUCCAAUGACCUUUGGCGGAUAACUGACUUGAACUCCAAUUACAACUUGUGUGAGACCUAUCCGUUUGCUUUGAUGGUUCCAAAAUCCAUUAGUGAUGACGAACUGAUCCAGGCAUCUACUUUCCGGUCAAAAUGUCGAUUGCCCGUGAUCUCGUGGUGUCAUCCAGGAAGUGGAGCUGUGAUUGCUCGCUCAUCACAACCUCUAGUUGGUCUAAUGAUGAACAUGAGGAGUAACUUUGAUGAGAAACUUGUUGCUUCAUUCUGCACUCAGUUAGCUGGUCAUAAGGGAGCACCACGGAAGCUUUAUAUCGCAGAUGCAAGGCCUAGGAAAAAUGCUUUUGCAAAUGGAGCAAAGGGAGGAGGCUCAGAAUCAUCUUCAAAUUAUUUGCAAUCUGAAAUUGUUUUCUUUGGGAUAGACAACAUACAUGCUAUGCGAGAGAGCUUUUCCCGCCUGAGGGAUUAUUUAGAUAUGCACGGUACAACAUCAUCCGACGGGACGUCAUCAUUCUUGAGACAGGGUGGCUGGACUUGGGGUGGAGGUAAUCUCAGUAGUAUGUCUGCUUCAGUAUCCUUGCUUGGAGACAGUGGUUGGUUGAGCCAUAUCCAGGGCAUCUUAGCUGGUGUGGCAUGGAUUGCUGCACGUGUUGCUAUGGAGUCGGCAUCAGUUCUCGUGCACUGCAGUGAUGGAUGGGACAGAACAACUCAGCUGGUUUCUCUUGCAUGCUUAUUGCUAGAUCCAUAUUACAGAACAUUUGCUGGGUUUCAGGCUCUUAUCGAAAAAGAUUGGUUAGCAUUCGGUCACCCAUUUUCGGACCGUGUGGGAAUGCCUAAUGUUGCUGGAUCUGGUAAUUUUGAAUUACCAAUUCAGUCUUCUUCUUCGAGAAGUUUCCCUUCAUCUUCAGGAUCAGCAGCUGCUCAAUCUUCUAUCUCUUCACAUGGGCAGAACAAUUAUUCUCCUAUAUUUUUGCAGUGGGUUGAUUGUGUUUCACAGCUAAUGCGGAUGUAUCCUUCUGCUUUCGAGUUUUCUCCGACUUUCCUGGUAGAUUUCACGGACUGCUUGCUUUCAUGUCGUUUUGGGAACUUUUUGUGCAAUAGUGAGAAGGAGAGGCAGCAGUGUGGGAUAUCUGAAGCCUAUGGCUGCAUGUGGGCCUACUUGACUGAUUUGCGUUCAUCUAGUGCAACUCCUCAUGUCCAUUGUAACCCAUUUUAUAAUCCUUCAAGAUAUGAUGGGCCAUUAUUACCUCCUGCAGCAGCUCUAGCUCCGACUCUCUGGCCCCAGUUCCAUCUUCGGUGGGCUUGCCCUGUGGAACCAAACGCUGGAGAAAUCGAGGAUCAAUGUAGAGCCAUGACUGUUAAGUACUCAGAAAUGAAGAAGGAGAAAGAAGUAGCAGAAAGGAAAGUAGAGGAUAUAUCUUCUGCAAUGGAGUCAUUGAAGGAAGAGUUGCAGAACGAGAAAGAGAUAAGCCGUGCAGCUAGAGAAUCAGAAAAGAGAGCUAUAAAAGAGCGUGCUGUCAUAUUGAGAGCGGUGCAAUCACUCGGCUGCAAAGUUAACUUCACUAAGAACGGUGAUUUCGCAGUUGAAGUAGAAGACGGGCCACAGAAAUGUUCUCACUCACUUCCCCAGAAACCAUCUGAGAAUAACACAACAACAGAUGUCUCAGAAUCUCUCUCUUCACUGACUGACCAAAAAGUUUCUCAAGCAUUGCAUACAAGAGAAGGAACCUGUCGAUGGCCUGAUGCGGGUUGUGCUCAGAUCGGGAGCCAAUUUGUUGGUUUAAAAGCAAACUUUGAAGCGUUUGAUAAACUCUCGAUCUACGACAGCUAUUUUACAGCUGAAUGA
This is a messenger RNA of Arabis nemorensis, 2481 nucleotides long. The record is from the annotation of a GenBank genome assembly. Lineage: Eukaryota; Viridiplantae; Streptophyta; Magnoliopsida; Brassicales; Brassicaceae.